Molecule: messenger RNA, 353 nt
Organism: Staurois parvus
Lineage: Eukaryota; Metazoa; Chordata; Amphibia; Anura; Ranidae
Source: the annotation of a GenBank genome assembly
AUGCAGACUGCUUCUACAAACAUUUGUGAAAGAAUGGGUCGCUCUCAGGAGCUCAGUGAAUUCAUAAGUGGUACUGUGAUAGGUUGCCACCUGUGCAAUAAGUCCAUCCGUGACAUUUCCUGGCUACUAAAUAUUCCACGGUCAACUGUUAGUGGGAUUAUAACAAAGUGGAAGCCACUGGGAACAACAGCAACUCAGCCACCAAGUGAUCGGGGUCAGUACAUGCUGAAGUGCACAGUGCGCAGAAGUCACCAACUAAAGACCUAAUAGCUAAAGACCUCCAAAUUUCAUGUGACCUUUAGAUUAGCACAACAGUGUGAAGAGAGCUUCAUGGAAUGGGUUUCCAUGGUUAA